Rotaria sordida is the source of this 540-nucleotide messenger RNA. The record is from the annotation of a GenBank genome assembly. NCBI's taxonomy places the organism in Eukaryota, Metazoa, Rotifera, Eurotatoria, Philodinida, Philodinidae.
AUGCCAAAUAUUCUAUCUCUAAAUGAAGAUGAUUUACCCACAAUACCAUCAUUAAAAACACUUGAUCUGCAAAUAUUUACAGAAUUUGAUAUUCAUUCACUUCAUCAUAUUCUUCAUUGUAUCCCUAAUCUUCAAGACUUUAGUUUUACAUUGAUCAUUGAAUAUCUUGAUACACCAUUUAUUGAUGACUUACUCGAUGAAAAAUAUUGGCAACAAAUAUUAACAAGACAUGUAUCAAAUUUGAACAAAUUCAAUUUUCAUAUGUCUUUUUUAAAAGAUGAAGGAUUAUUCGAUUUAAACUUGGUUCUUAACUCGUUUCGAUGUUUUCUCACACGAUAUGAUAAUUGGCAUAUGGCUAUUAGUCGAUGGGAAACCUUUGAAGAAUUCAUACCCUUUUUUAUGGAUUCUUAUAGAAAUGAAUCACGUGAAUAUGUUAACAAUCUUUCAUCUCUUAUUGAUUUAUCAACCAUUGUGACUUUGAAAUUUGAACAAAGUAAUGAUUUAAGACGAUCACAUGUUGUACCGUAUAUUUUACGGUAA